AAACGCUCCUCGGUGCGCUCACUGGCACACCUCCCUCUCCUCCUCAUCACCUUCCUCUUCUUCACUGCGCAUCGGCACUCCGGCAGCAGCACCCCGGGAGUCACGAGCAACAAGCUUUGAGAUAUAUGUAGAGACUCGAGGCGUGAGGAUGAUGAUGAUGAGCUCUCUGUGUCUGUGGAGCAGAAACUGAUGGACUGAACUUGAACCAUGUUCAGGCGGGAUCUGGAUUCGGCUCUUCUCGGUGUGUGGAAUAUGUUUUCGGGGGCUUCCAGCUGGCCUGAUGCUCAUUAGUGACACCAUGACUCGUUUUCUUCUUCUGCUGCUGACAGAGGUGAUGCUUUCUGUGUGAAGCUGCUCCAAACUCCGGCGCAAGAAGCGGAAUAAAGUGGACUCUGGUUCCCGUCUCUGACCGGCUGCUGAGAAUGACCAAAGACACCCAGACAACGAUGAAAUAAAAAGGUUUCCUGCACGCGCAUCUCGGAGUGACUGGAAACAAGCGGCAGCGAGUCGCAUCCCUGUGCGUCAGACUGAGCGGAGCGCCGGGGCGCAUGGAGACAGCUCGGGGCUGAAGGAUCCUUUUCUGCGUGCAAAUUUCUUUUUAUGAUUUUAACUCUGACAAAAGAGGGAAAGUUAUUCUACUCCUCGAACAGAAAAUGAGUAGCUGUCUUCUCCGACUUGCACUCUUCGUGGCUUGCGUCCUGUCCAUCCGCUGCACCGCUGCGCCCGGGACGGAGGCGGAGGCGCACACGGCGUCCCGGAAUACCUGCGCGUCCUGCGGCGUCGCUCAGCCGGAGGACCCCGAGUCGGGCCGGCUGAACGUGGACUUCCUGGAGGCGGUGAAAAGGCACAUCCUGAGCAGGCUGCAGAUGCGGGAGAGGCCCAACAUCACGCACCCGGUGUCGAAGGCGGCCAUGGUGACGGCGCUGCGGAAGCUCCACGCCGGGAAGCUGCGGGAGGACGGGAGGGUGGAGAUCCCCAACCUGGACGGACACCCGAUGAGCAACGAGGUGCUGGAGGAGAGCUCGGAGAUCAUCAGCUUUGCGGAGAAAGAUGACGUGGUGACAUCCAAGUCCAGCCUGUUCUUCCUGAUCUCCAACGAGGGGAACCACAACCUGCAUGUGACACAGGCGACCCUCUGGCUCUACUUCAAGCUGCUGCCGUCUCCUUUGGAGGCGCGUCCGAGGCGGAAGGUUACCGUGAAGGUGUACUACCAGGAGCCUGGCCUCAGCAGCAAGUGGAAUCUGGUGGAGAAACGGGUGGAGCUGAGGCGCAGUGGCUGGCAUACCUUCAUGCUGACCGACGCCGUCCGGUUGGUGUUUGAGAAGGGCGACCGGCGCCAGAACCUGGACGUGCGCUGCGAGGGCUGCGAGGCGGAGGGCGUCGUGCCAGUCCUGCUAAACCAAAACGAUGAGUCCCACCGGCCCUUCCUGGUGGUGCAGGCGCGGCAGGCUGAGAACAAACACCGGAUCCGCAAGAGGGGGCUGGAGUGCGACGGCAGCAGCAGCCUGUGCUGCCGCCAGCAGUUCUACAUAGACUUCCGGCUCAUCGGCUGGAACGACUGGAUCAUCGCCCCGUCGGGCUACUUUGGGAACUACUGUGAGGGGAACUGUCCGGCCUACAUGGCGGGAGUCCCCGGUUCGGCCUCGUCUUUCCACACAGCGGUGGUGAACCAGUACCGCAUGCGGGGGAUGAGCCCGGGCUCCAUGAACUCCUGCUGCAUCCCCACCAAGCUCAGCACCAUGUCCAUGCUCUACUUUGACGACGAGUACAACAUCGUCAAGCGGGAUGUUCCCAACAUGAUCGUGGAGGAGUGUGGCUGUGCUUGAGUAUGUUCUAUUCUUGGUUAUUUAAGGCGGAACUGAAGAACUUAACUGUACACAGAUUCACAAUAUUACAACAAAAAAUGAAUAUAGAAACAGAAUAUUUAUGGACGAUGGAGAAAACAUGUGCACACACAACCUCAUCCACACAUAUCUACACACCCUCAUGUAUGCCUGCACAAAAACCUGUAUAUAUAUUUAUGUUUGUUGAUAUAUUUCGUUAUAUUCUCUGAUGGAAGACUGCUUUUGUCUAGAAACGAUCCAGUUUUCCUUCAAACGUGAGGAGUUCUCUUCCAAAUCUUUAAAUAUCCACUUUGGAAAACAAUCAAUCUCUGAAGUUGUUCAUUAAAUAUCUCUAAGAUAGUGAGGAUCCGGUCUGCUAAAGUGUUCAGGACUUGUGUAACCUACUAGCCUUUACGAAGCAGCAUCGUUUGAUGUAAUUCUCUGCUAUCAGUCACGUUGUUAGAGUAGACACCACUUGUUUAGAAGUGGGUAUUAAACUCUUCAUGUGCAGAACAUGAACCCAGCCUGGAGGAGGUGUAGGAAGCCUUACACGAGUCACGAAGAAAGCCGGGCUGAUUCAGCUACGCCUCUUUUAAGAGCACUGAAAACGUUAACACACCAGUCAAACUUCCCCGACGUACAGCACUUCUGGCCAGGAGUCACGUUUACACUUUGUUCCGCGGUAAAACCGGCUUCGAGCAGAUCGAACAUCUGGACGCAUUCCAGAAAUGGAUGGAAAAAGAAAACAUAAUGAUCUGUUCCACUGUCACCAAACCAUGAAACAAACCUCCAGACUGACGUCUUCAAGGUAGAUUUGCUAAUGAGAGGCGUCACACCUGAAAUUCACACACAAAAAAGAAAGAAAAACCUGAACUGUUGUGUCUCCAGUCAUUGACAUGCAUCUGUUUGCAGCUCUGGAUUCUUCUCUUUCCAUUAUCUUCAUUGUUGAGGAAGCACUGAAGCAUGUUAAUGAAAGUUGGAAGCAAACAAAGGUUCUCGUGGGGUUUCUACAGAGUGCUGAGGGGAGGAAGAAACGUUUUGAGGAACAUUAUCUACCAAAUUACAAAUCUCUUUCUCAAAUUACCAAUCUGUGCUCUGAAUAUUCUCAUUUCUUUGCCUAAAUUUGGGACUUCCCUUGAAAAAUGUCUCCCCUCAGAUUUGGGAAUUGUGCACCAAAUUAUUGAUCCAUUUUUGCUGUUAAACACAACAUUGACUUCUCUUGGACAAAGGCGAAGGCGUAUUGCUGCCCGCUAUGUGAUCGAAGGUAAUCGGCAAAUAGUUUGAGGGAACAGUUGCUCCAGUUUCAUUGGCCAGACAGCAACACAAACCAUUUCCAGCCCCGCUCAGUCCGAUCCACGUCCGGCCCCAAAGAGGCUCCAAGGUCUGAUGUACCUCCCAACAUCUACAUAAAUAACUCUCUUCUUCUGUGAGCUGUUCCAAACUUCCAGCCCUCCUCCUUAGUCUGUGUAUCAUCAAAGUAAAAAAAUGGACAAAGCCGUCUUGCACUCAUGAUACGAGAUGGUGGAAUGAACAUCAGGAAUGACCUCACACGUGUCACAUGUUUGCUAACGUUUGCUAAACCUCCCUUCAGCUUCUCCUUCAAGCCGACAGUUUGCUUCCUUCCAGUCGUUCAACUCAAAAAAUAUUUAACGUGACGGUGCAGCUUCACUUCCCCAACGCACACUUUGAAAGCACUUGCAGAUUGAAAUGCCUUUAACGAGCCCUACGUGGCGCACCAUUGCCCACAGUCCUUCUAAAAGAAUAAGUGCCGCAUGAGCUAUGCAAUGUAUAGUAUUUACCCACAAACCAGACAAGCUGAACUGAAGCUCUUCUGACAAACUGUCACCAAUACUUGAAAUGUAAGUGUGGCAGGCGGGGGCAGGUUGGGCUUUGGCUGGGAGGCAGGAGGAGGCUGACACUUCCCCAACCAGCUGUUUUGUUGUUAAUGACUGAAAAUGUGUGUCUGGUAGUAGAUGGUGAAGUCUUGGACUGCGACAGAAAGACCUGACUUGAUCCAGCUCCAAUCAAAACUAACAGAAGUCAAUAAUUCAUGGGCAAUGCUUUUUUUUCCAUCCAGGAAGCACUACUUUCUACGUAUGACAUCGAUAAACAUCAUUAUCCACAUUUUAGGAGGCGGAUUUGGAGAAAUAUUGUGUCUGCUGCAUAAUAAAGUAGAUUUUCAAAACUGUAUUCUUUGAAACAAACGAGGCGGCAGAUGGAGGCGACGCAUCUCUUCGUCCAUCGUACCCGGCGUGAUGAAAAUAUAAAUGCAUCAUUGUAGAGCAAUGGUUCCCAACCGGGGAAAUACAUCAACAUGAAAUGCUUUUUCUUGAGAUUUACUGAAUAAUUAUAAUUCUGCACGCCUGAAACAUCAUUGACCAUCAGAGGAAAAAUGAACAACUCAUUCAAGUUGUUGAUGACAAGCGACCACAAGUCGACAUAUCUUUGUUUUAGAGGGUCACAAGGCCAAAAAGAUCAGGAGCCAUUGUUAUAAAAUAUGACUCAUGUAGAGAAAUACACCUCAGAAGAAGGUUUAAUGUUCUUUGUUGUAUAAGACAAGUGAGUCUUAUACAGCUGCCAUUUGGCUGCCAUUUUUGUUUGGAAUAGAAGCAUCCUGUGAAAAAGGUUGGAAAUCUGCUUUAUUGUGCAAGAGACGAAAUAUUCUGGUCGUAACUUGAUGGCAGAGUUUUUAAGUUUCGGUUCAGCGUUACUGAACAAUCUGUUGGCUUUCCAUCGAUUCCUUCAACUGAAAGCUGUGGAAUCUAAAAAGAGGCUAACUGGGGCUAACUUUGACCCAAAUGUAACGCAUGAAUAGUGAUUUGGGCGUCUAAAUGAAUGCGUCCCGGUGGAGUUCCCAUCACGGCCCGUUCGACACCGAAACACACUUUGAGACACAGUUUCUCGCCGCAGUCACAUUGACAUCACUUUGAUGUUUUCAGGUUAAACGUUUCAGCGACCUGUUAUUCCUCCAGCCACGAUGUUCCGCUCUCAUUCACAGCGCCGCCGCUACCAGGUGCACAUUUUAGAGAAAUACCUGAGGUCCAGGUACAGAUGACGAGCUCACGCCUUCCCGCCUUCUGUCCGACGCUCGACCUCGACUUUUCCUGCCACUGUAAUCUUUCGCUUGUUCUUCAAAGCGGACGGUUGUUAGAAUAUUUGCACUGAGGAGCUGCGCGACGAGUAAUCAGAAAACGCGAAAUAAAUAGAAACUGCCAUUGAAAAAAAAAAAAGUUAUUUUUAUAGAAGCAAAAUUGAGCUCUGUUCAAAUGUAUUAUACCUAAUCAUGGAACCAAAGAGGCCAAGAGGUUUAGCUAUUUGAAAGAUGGCGAUGCCGUCGUGUUUUUGUUGUUGUAAAUGACUUUGUGACAGUUAAAAGAGGCCUAAACACUGUAUCAGGGUAUAAUAUCAGUCCAUAUUCAGCUUAAUCUCUUUUCUAUUUUGUACCUAGACAUGGAAUAUUUCAUAUUUUUUCAUCAAAUUACUUAAAUAUUCCUAGUUUUCUUUCUUCUUUUUGUUAGCUCUCGUUACAGAAUCAUGUAGAGUGAAGCACAUGCCAUCUGAUCCCUGUACAGUCGAUGUAACAUAUGAAUACGCUUUUGAAAUAUUUUGUUCUUUGUUAUUGUUG
Chelmon rostratus (copperband butterflyfish) is the source of this 5448-nucleotide messenger RNA. Its product is annotated as inhibin beta B chain-like. Lineage: Eukaryota; Metazoa; Chordata; Actinopteri; Chaetodontiformes; Chaetodontidae. Gene Ontology annotation, cellular component: extracellular region. Gene Ontology annotation, biological process: BMP signaling pathway; SMAD protein signal transduction. Gene Ontology annotation, molecular function: cytokine activity; growth factor activity. The transcript has 2 exons. The record is from RefSeq and is a predicted model, not a curated record. Bases 654 to 1826 code for a protein of 390 amino acids.